CGUCCUGUCCUCUCUGUGUCUGUGUCCUGGAUCAGUCCUGGGGCCUCUGUCUCUCUGAGCUGUGCUGUGACAGCGCCCUCUGCAGGAUGGAGCUUUCACUGGUACAGGGCUGUUCCUCACUCACAGUCUUACACAUAUGAGCGGCUCCCAGGGGCCAGUGCCGCCUCUAAACAGGACUCCUUCAGCCUCCAGGGCCUCAACCACUCAGCAACGUUUGUGUGUCAAACAGAGAGAGGAAGUCCCUCCUUCUACUCUGAACACAGUGACCCCUCCUUUGUCUGGUCUGGAGAGGCUGAGUCUCCAGUGUUCUCUCUCGGUCAGUCCUGACAGAGCACAGCACUUCACUUAUGAUGUCAUCACUCUGAGUUGUGGGUUCAAUUCCACUGGAGCAGACAGCACAGUCUGGAGGAGGUUUUCUGAUAACACAUUAUCAUCACAACAGUGUCAUUGGAGUAAAGACAAGUCUAAAUGUGAGUUUUAUUUACCUGAGAAAACCAGUGCAGUGUUUUGGUGUGAGUCUGGAUCAGGAGAAAUGAGCAACGCCCUCAACAUCUCAGUCCACAGAGACAUCAUUCUUAUGAGUCCAGUGAGAGCAGUGACUGAGGGACAGUCUGUGUCUCUCAGCUGUAAACUCAAGAAAGGGAUUUUUACUUCAGUCCAAUUUUAUAAAAAUGGAAAAAUGAUUCAAAAUGGAACUGAACCAGAGCUCAACAUCACUGCAGUGUCCAGGUCUGAUGAAGGCUUUUAUAAAUGUGAGGGACAAUGGAAACUAUGGCCGCGGUCAAAACCAAACACUGUUAUAUCUCCAGAGAGUUGGAUGUCAAUUAAAAGUGCACCCAAAGGUGAGCUCUCUUCUCUUCUCUUUCCUGUGAUGUGGGUGGUUGGACCUGUGUGUGCAGUGGUUUUACUCAUGAUACUGCUGCUUUUGUGUCAUUUUUUAAAGAGAAAAGACCUGUGCACUCUGAGGACUCAAAGAACCAAUCAGAGCUCUGCUGAAGAUCAUGUGACCAGCAAUGACCACACCUCCCCAUCAAAUGCCAUUUAUUCCCUGCUUGAACUAAAAUAUGUGAGAGGGAGGAACAACCCCCCACAAGACGAGAGCUGUGUUUAUUCUAAUAUUCGUCCACACUCUUCAGGUGAAAAUGUGACACAUGCCCAAGUAAACCAUCAUAAAAAGAAACAGAAUAAAGCAGAAAACACCUUGGAUGACAACAUCUACUCUCACAUCAACCACCAAUGAUUUCUUAAGGAUGAAUACAACUUUUUAAUGCAUUUGUAGAUGUUUAAUAUUGUUUCAUGAAAUGUAUUUGUGUGUGCACAUUUAUUUCAUUAUUUUAUUUUUUUUGU
Boleophthalmus pectinirostris (great blue-spotted mudskipper) is the source of this 1347-nucleotide messenger RNA. RefSeq lists its product as uncharacterized. The record is from RefSeq and is a predicted model, not a curated record. The transcript is spliced from 10 exons. Gene Ontology annotation, biological process: cell surface receptor signaling pathway. NCBI's taxonomy places the organism in Eukaryota, Metazoa, Chordata, Actinopteri, Gobiiformes, Gobiidae. The coding region runs from base 137 to 1240 and encodes 367 amino acids. Gene Ontology annotation, molecular function: transmembrane signaling receptor activity.